Molecule: messenger RNA, 1724 nt
Organism: Hemiscyllium ocellatum (epaulette shark)
Lineage: Eukaryota; Metazoa; Chordata; Chondrichthyes; Orectolobiformes; Hemiscylliidae
Gene: hat1
Product: histone acetyltransferase 1
Exons: 11
Coding region: 82-1305 (407 amino acids)
Biological process (GO): subtelomeric heterochromatin formation
Cellular component (GO): nucleus
Molecular function (GO): histone binding; histone H4 acetyltransferase activity
Source: RefSeq, a predicted model, not a curated record
UACGAGUUGAGCAGAGGAUCGGUAUUGGCCUCGGCCUCUCUCUCUCGGGCUUGAGAGUAGGAGCGGCGCCCGGAGGUUGAUAUGGCGGAGCUUUUGAACCUGGAAAAGAAGUUAGCAGAAUACAAGUGUGAUACCAACAAGGCUAUUCGGCUAAAGUUAGUUCGCUUCGUUGAAGACCUGGAAGAUGAGACCAUGAGCUUCAGUCCAUUAUACAGUCACCAAGUGUUUGGAGAUGAAGAAUCAGUAUUUGGCUACAAGGACCUUGAAAUCCAAUUGUACUACAGUACCUGCAGCCUCACUACAUUCUUCAAUAUCAAAUACUCCAGCAAAGUUAUAGAAAAAUAUGACAACGUAGAGGUUGAUAAUGUUGAAAGUAAAAUGUUAGAAUUUAUCCCAGCUGGUUACUGCAUCAACCUUGAUGAGUUUAUUGUGCAGCUGGAAAAGGACGCUUCCUUCAGACCAUUUGGAUUUCUCAUUCACUCAUAUACCGUGUAUGAUGAGAAGGAGGGACUGGAGUUAAACUAUGAGAUUUACAAGACUGAUAUUAGCUGUCCAGGAUUUCGAGAAUACCACGAGAGACUGCAGACCUUCCUCAUCUGGUUCAUUGAAACAGCAAGCUUCAUUGAUGUCGAUGAUGAUAAAUGGCAAUUCUUCCUGGUAUUUGAGAAAUAUCUUGAAGAUGGCUCGCCACGCUUUGCAACAGUGGGAUAUAUGACUGUAUACAAUUUCUAUGCAUAUCCUGACAAAAUGAGACCACGAAUAGGCCAAAUGCUGGUGCUGCCCCCAUUCCAAGGUGAAGGACAUGGUGCACAGCUGUUGGAGACAGUCCAGAAGUUUUACACAAGGGACCCUGCUGUACUGGACAUUACUGCUGAAGAGCCAUCCGAGGAUUUUGUGAAAUUACGAGAUUUUAUUCUCGCCAAACUGUGCCACGAUCUCCAAGCCUUUGCACCUGAAAAGCUCAAGAAAGGAUUCAGUGCUGAAAUGAUAGAAGAGGCCCGACGAACAUGGAAGAUAAAUAAGCAUCACUCGCGACGUGUGUAUGAGAUUCUUCGGCUACGCGUGACCAACAUGAGUGAUCCCGUGCAAAGCAGCGAGUACCGACUGGAUGUGAAACGCAGACUUGCUAUUCCUUUUAAGAAAAAUAAAAAAGAAGCAACACGUCUUUCCCGGUUGAUGCCAGAAGAUUGGCUUGCACAGCAGGCAGAGAUGAGUGUAAGCCAAGAGCAGGAGUACUUGGAGGAGACCUAUCAGAGCACUGUGGAACAGUACCGACGUAUCCUGGAGCGCUUAGCACGUGUCUGAAUUCAGUUGCAAAUCUUGCUCUUGUCUUGAUGCAGGAGUCCAGAUUAGUUAACUGGAGAUUGUAAUAUUGCUGCAUUGUUCAAGGAACUGUUCCUUAUCACAAUAAGUAAAUGGUUUUCCAUUGAAAUUGGAGCACUCGGUCAAUGUGAAGCCUUUCUCUGCUCUUGUGUACAGUUUGCUAAGCGUCAAUCAGAUAGCAAGAUAAACAUCUUUUUAAAAUGUAUAUAUAGAAGCACUGUACUAUAUAUUUUUAAAAAAGACAUUUAUUCAGUUUUACUCUUGGAAUCUCCAGCCAUAUGUAAUGGCAAUCUAUGAUUUUGGUGGGAGGAUAAGGCCUCAAAAUACUCACUUUAGCAGAGAAAGGCACUACUUUCUUUUGGCAUUGGAUAAAAGCAAAUAAAAUCUUCAUUUUUAUCUGA